Trifolium pratense (red clover) is the source of this 2815-nucleotide messenger RNA. Its product is annotated as protein transport protein SEC23. The transcript is spliced from 2 exons. Gene Ontology annotation, biological process: COPII-coated vesicle cargo loading; COPII-coated vesicle budding; endoplasmic reticulum to Golgi vesicle-mediated transport. The record is from RefSeq and is a predicted model, not a curated record. Lineage: Eukaryota; Viridiplantae; Streptophyta; Magnoliopsida; Fabales; Fabaceae. Gene Ontology annotation, cellular component: COPII vesicle coat; endoplasmic reticulum exit site. Bases 296 to 2512 code for a protein of 738 amino acids. Gene Ontology annotation, molecular function: zinc ion binding; GTPase activator activity.
AGCCCAAGUGAAUCUCCCUGCCUCGAAAUACCAGUCUCCACUCUCCGAAAGCGAGAGGAGGGAAAUGUAAAUGAAGCCAGUUGAGUCAGUCGAGGGUUUCCAUGUGCAUUUACUGUAGUGACUCACUUGUGAGGAAAAGAAUAUGCCGCAGCUUUACUUGCAGUUUAAUUUAUGAAACACUUUCUCUCAAAACUAAACCCCUAACUCAUCGUCUCUGUCCCAAACUCACUGAGUGACUCACUAAAACAACUGAAUCAAUCAAUCAUCGUCACCAUCACAAUCUCACCGUGCAACAAUGGAUUUCGUCGAAUUGGAGGCAGUAGAAGGCCUCCGAUGGUCAUGGAAUUCAUGGCCAUCAUCAAAAUCAGACCUAAUAAUCCCUUUAACAAUCAUGUGUACUCCAUUAUCACAACAAGGCACUGACCUACCUCUUCUCUCUUACGAUCCUCUUCUUUGCACUCGAUGCGGCGCCGUUUUAAACCCUUACGCUCGUCUCGAUUAUCAAUCACGUAUUUGGCACUGUCCUUUUUGUUCUCAGAGAAAUCCUUUUCCUCGUUCUAUCGCUGAUGCUAAUCUCCCUGCUGAACUUUUUCCGACUUAUACUACUGUUGAAUAUUCUUCUCCGUCGAUUUUUCAUCCUCCUGGUUUUGUUUUUGUAAUCGAUGUUUCGUCGCCCCAAGAUGAGCUUUGUUUGCUUAAGAAUGAGAUUUUGCUUGUUCUUCAUAAUUUGCCUGAUAAUGCUCUUGUUGCUCUGGUUACUUUUGAUUCAAUGGUUUAUUUUCAUGAUCUUCAGUUUUCUCACUGUUCUAGGAUUGUUCUCUUGCAUGGUGAUCGUCAAUUUUCUUCCGAUCAGAUACGACAGUUCCUUAACAUUAGCCGUCCACACCAGCUGCAUAUUGGACAGACACAGCCUGUCCCAAAGCAGGGAUUUCUGGUUCCCAUUUCAGAAUCUGAGUUCAGUAUCACUGCUGCAAUUGAAGAUAUUCAUUCUACAUACAACUUUAGGUCUGGCAGCCGUCCCCCAAGGUCUACUGGAGCUGCAAUUUCAGCUGCCCUUGGUCUUUUAGAGUGUUGUUUUGUAAACACUGGCUCCAGAAUCAUGGUCUUUACUUCUGGACCUGCUACUCUUGGACCUGGACUGGUUGUGGACUCUGAUUUCCGGCAAAGCAUGAGAACCCACAAUGACAUCUUCAAUGGGAAUGUGAGACACCAUGCUAAAUCUUGCAGUUUCUAUAGGCAGAUUGCCAAGAGGCUGUCUGAUGCGUCUGUUGUUCUUGAUCUGUUUGCUUGCUCCCUUGACCAAGUUGGAGCUGCUGAGCUUCGAGAACCUGUUGAGUGCUCGGGUGGAUUUAUGAUUCUCGCUGAAUCGUUUGAAUCCGAUCAGUUCAAGAAAUGUCUAAGGCACCUCUUUAAACACGAUGAUGAGGGAUUUUUGAAGAUGAAUUUUGAUGCAACCAUUGAAAUAGUGACCACUAAAGAUGUCAGAAUCUCUGGAGCUCUUGGACCUUGCGUGUCUCUUAGGAAAAAGAAUGCUUCGGUAAGUGAGACAGAGGUUGGACAAGGUGGUACCUACGUGUGGAAGUUGAACACUCUCACCGACAGAACUUGCAUUGCUUUUUUCUUCCAAGUGAGUGAUGAACAAAAAAUUCAGCCCAGCUCUGCAUUUUUAGUUCAGUUUAUAACACGGUACAGGCAAGGGAACACGGGACUCCGAAAAAGAGUCACAACUGCUGCAAGAAGAUGGGUUGCAAACCAUUCCACAGAUAUUGCUGCUGGGUUUGAUCAAGAAGCAGCGGCUACGGUUAUGGCAAGACUUGCCAUUCUCCGAGCCGAGACAUGCCAUGCCCGUGAUGUUGUUAGAUGGCUUGAUGACACACUUAUUCGUUUUACCUCUAAGUUUGGGGACUAUGUUCCAGAAGAUCCUUCUUCCUUCCGUUUAUCUUCCAACUUUUCCCUUUAUCCCCAAUUUAUGUUCCACUUAAGGAGAUCCCAAUUUAUUGAUGUCUCUAACACUACUCCUGAUGAAACUGCAUAUUUCCGGCUUAUGCUGAAUCGUGAGGGCGUGGUGAGCUCUCUUAUAAUGAUUCAACCUACUCUUUUCCAAUACUCGUUUGAUGGGCCACCCAUUCCAGUACUUCUAGAUAUUCGUUCCAUUUGCCCCGAUUCUAUCUUGCUCUUUGAUUCUUUCUUCCUUGUGGUGAUUCAUUAUGGGUCCAAGAUUGCUCAGUGGAGGAAACUUGGUUAUGAGAAGGACCCAAAUCAUGAGAACUUUAGAAAGCUGUUGGAAGCCCCAGAAGUGGAUGCCGAGCAAUUGGUGGCUGAACGGGUUCCAGUGCCAAAGAUUAUAAGAUGUGACCAGCAUAGUAGUCAGGCUAGGUUUCUUCUUGCCAAGUUGAAUCCAUCUGUUACUCAAAAUUCAACAUACACAGAUGGUUCGGAUAUCAUCUUUACGGAUGACUUGAGCUUGCAAGUUUUUCUAGAUCAAUUGCAGAUACUGGCAGUGCAAGGCUGAUAAAUAAGAACCCUUAAUUAAGGCUAUUAUCUUUAUGAUGGUCACAUGGAAAAGACAAGAAAUUUGUAAGUAGUUUUCAAAGGAGAGGUUACUUGUUUUCGGCGGAUCGUUGUUCUUGUUUAUUACUAGCUGUAAAAUAGCUAGUUUCUAGAGUGUGAUUAGAAUAUGAUUUUGUCCAUUAGACUAGUUUUGAAGAUGUAGCAUCCUGAACAAGGCUACUACUAUUCAGUUGAGUAGAAACUGUAUCAUCACUUACUUUGUUGUCUAUACUGUAAAUAUCACUUCAUGUUGUCAAAUGAAAAA